This is a messenger RNA of Camellia sinensis, 1947 nucleotides long. NCBI's taxonomy places the organism in Eukaryota, Viridiplantae, Streptophyta, Magnoliopsida, Ericales, Theaceae. The record is from RefSeq and is a predicted model, not a curated record.
AUAAAUAAAUUGAACAUAUUUCGGAGCUCAAUAUAACAAUCGAUUCGGCAGUGGGCAAUUGAAACAUAACUGAAAAACGGCCGCAGAGAGAGAGAGAGAGAGAUGAGGUUUCGGACGGUGUUUAGGGGUUCACCGCCAUUGUUGUUGUUUCAAUCUCAAUCUUCUUGGCGAUUCUUCUCUCAGCUUCGUUCAAGACCCGAGCGGUCUUCUUUUGGCAUCGCUUUUGAUAUCGAUGGGGUUAUUCUUCGUGGUCGUGUUCCCAUUGGAGGCUCUCCUCAAUCUUUGAGAAGAUUGUAUGGAGAUUCAGGCACUCUGAAGAUCCCCUUUUUGUUUUUGACAAAUGGGGGUGGCAUCCCAGAAUCUAGACGUGCCUCCGAGUUGAGUAAUCUUUUAGGAGUAAAAAUUUUACCUUCUCAGGUGGUACAAGGUCACUCACCUUUCAAGGGUUUGUUAAAGAGGUUUGAAAAUGAACUCAUUGUUGCCACUGGGAAAGGGGAACCUGCUCUGGUGAUGUCUGAGUAUGGUUUCAAAAAAGUUCUCUCAUUAGAUGAGUAUGCCGCUUACUUUGAUAACAUCGAUCCUGUAUCUCAGUAUAAGAACUGGACAACUGAACAGGCAUUUAAUCGUUGUAACAUCUCCAUGGAUUUGGUCCCAAGAUACAAUGUCUUUUCAGAUAGAGUUAAAGCAGCCUUUGUUAUUAGUGAUCCUGUUGAUUGGGGCAGGGAUAUUCAGGUUCUCUGUGAUAUCUUAAGAUCUGGAGGACUUCCUGCAGAGAAUAAUGGGCAUCAACCAGCCUUGUACUUCGCAGCUGAUGACCUUGAAUACCAGGCAGCAUUUCCUGCUAAACGUCUUGGCAUGGGUGCAUUCAGAAUUGCACUAGAAAGCAUCUUCAAUAGAAUUCACCAUAGUGCUUUGGAGUAUACAUCUUUCGGGAAACCAAAUCCAUUUGUAUUCAAGAAUGCUGAAACCAUUUUGAGACAAAUCCAGGCAUCUUGUCAUGAUGAUAAUGUCAUUGGAAUUGAAGACAUGGUAUCUCUUGAUUUUAAAACCCUGUAUAUGAUUGGUGACAAUCCUGUAGUUGACAUCAAAGGUGCACAACAGGCAGGACAUCCAUGGUUUUCAAUUUUGACAAGGACAGGUGUUUUCAGGGAAAAAGAAAAUCAUGCAGAGUUUCCAGCUGAUCUGGGCACACUUUUGUAAUGAGUUUGAGUCAAUCCAUGCUCUCUUUGGCAAGAGACUGAACACUGUUGAACAUUAUUGAUGAUGUUGAAGUAUGAUUGUAUGUUUUUGUGCACUUGAAAUGGGGAUGGCUUGUAUUUGGCUCCAGAGAAAUGAAAGGCUUCAUUAGAGGUGAGUUUUCUGCUUGAAAGCAAAGAAGCUUUCUUCAACCAGUGAUUUUCUGCACAAUUUGGAGAAAGGGAAGCUUUGAUUGGAGAAAUGCAAGCUAGUAAGAUAAUGAAAUUUAUCUUCACACAACACAAUUGGACAUAAAGGGUCAUCAUUCAAAACUCGUGCAUGGUCUGGCCAGUGCGAAUGAGGCUUGGACUGGGCCUGGGCCUGGAGUUUGAAACUCGGCCUGCCUGCCAGCCUAUUGGCCCAUAAGAGGUGACUCGUUGAGUUGACCUGUGAGCUGGUUUGGGUCAAGUCUUGUUGGAUUGGAUUUGAGUCAAGGGUCUUGCCCUGCCCGCAAAAAGAUUGUUGGGCUUAGUUGCAGGCGGGCUAAGGUGCUAUUUUCGUGGCCAAAUUCGAUGCGGAUUGUAUGUACAUACUCGGUAGAAAAUUUUGGUUGGCCUAUGGACACUAGUUUGUAAUUUUGGUUGGCCUAUGGACACUAGUUUGUACAUAUGGUCGCUCCAUGGCACCUACUAAGGGCUCGUUUGGGAAGCGACCGGUUUAGUCAAAAAGUUAUUAAAAAAAUAAAAAAAUCAACAAUUUAUACCAAAAAGU